This is a messenger RNA of Elephantulus edwardii (Cape elephant shrew), 706 nucleotides long. RefSeq names its product transmembrane protein 179 (gene TMEM179). The coding region runs from base 8 to 706 and encodes 232 amino acids. The transcript is spliced from 4 exons. The record is from RefSeq and is a predicted model, not a curated record. Lineage: Eukaryota; Metazoa; Chordata; Mammalia; Macroscelidea; Macroscelididae.
CGCGGCCAUGGCGCUCAACAAUUUCCUCCUGGCGCAGUGCGUGUGCUACUUCCUGGCCUUCCUCUUCAGCUUCGUGGUGGUGGUGCCGCUGUCCGAGAACGGGCACGACUUCCGCGGCCGCUGCCUGCUCUUCACCGAGGGCAUGUGGCUGAGCGCCAACCUGACGGUGCAGGAGCGCGAGCGCUUCACCGUGCACGAGUGGGGCCCGCCGGCCGCCUGCCGCUUCAGCCUGCUCGCCAGCCUCCUGUCGCUGCUGCUGGCCGCCGCGCACGCCUGGCGCACGCUCUUCUUCCUCUGCAAGGGCCACGGGGACUCCUUUUUCUACGCCUUCCUGAACCUGCUGGUCAGCGCCCUCGUGGUCUUCUUGGUUUUCAUCGCCAGCACCAUCGUGAGCGUGGGCUUCACCAUGUGGUGUGAUGCCAUCACUGAGAAGGGCACCACACCGCACAGCUGUGAAGAGCUUCAGGACAUCGACUUAGAGCUGAAUGUGGACAACUCUGCCUUCUAUGACCAGUACACCAUCGCCCAGUUUGGCCUCUGGGCCUCGUGGCUGGCCUGGCUAGCCAUCACUGUGCUGGCCUUCCUCAAAGUCUACCACAACUACCGUCAGGAGGAUCUGCUCGACAGCCUGGUCCACGAGAAGGAGCUGCUACUGGGCCGGCCUGGGUCCCGCACCUGCCAGGAAGACAAGAGCGCCGUCAUCUAG